UUUUUCACUACACUUGCCCGUCUUCCAUCCUUAAUCUUCCUCUAAUUUGUAAACUUUGAAGAGAAAAAAUGGAGAAAAUGAACCAGGCAUUGGAGAAGAUGAAAAUGUUGGUGGGAAUGGAUGUAGAAGAUGAAGAAGUAGCUCCUCAACAAGAAUCUUCCUUUGCUUUCAUGGAUGAUUUGAAUCGCAACUGCACUUUGUCAACCAAACAGAGGCUUUAUGGUUUUGCUAUAUGCUUAACAACUGGUAUCGCCUGUACUCUCUUGUCAAUGAUGGUUUUCUUCAAUCCAAUCAAGUUUGGAAUAACAUUUUCUUUUGGGAAUUUGCUUGCUCUUGGAAGCACAGCGUUCCUCAUAGGGCCUAAACGACAAGUGACAAUGAUGCUUGACCCAGUUCGUAUAUAUGCCACUGCCAUUUAUAUAGCAAGCAUUAUAAUUGCUCUGUUUUGUGCUCUAUAUGUGCGGAACAAGCUACUGACACUGUUGUUAAUUAUAUUGGAGUUUGGUGCACUUAUCUGGUAUAGUUUGAGUUACAUUCCUUUUGCAAGGUCCAUGGUCUCCAAAGUGAUGAUGGCUUGCUUUGAUACAGAAUUCUAGGGUUGUAUUACCCUGAGGGAAGAAUUAUACAUGCAAAUAUGUACAGUGUACAUUUGGCAAGUUUGCACCACUUGCAACAACCAGCAGGUGUUUUAAUCCAUAGAAGGGGGGUUAGGUGAGUGCACCUUUGGUCAAAUGAAGGUCUUUUGAUUGAAAUGUGUUGUUUAUUAAACGAGCUAACUUCUGAUCCUAUGUAACACCUAAAUUUUUCUUCUUCAAAGUAAAUGGAGACUAUCGAGUUGGGUAUCAAACGGUGGUUAGGUUGGUAAAAAAUUUGGGCAAAUGGGUUGCUAUAAUAAAUGUGUUGCCAAUGUUUACAUGGGUUAGGAUGGGCUGAGCAAUGAGUUAGUUGUAAUUCAAUUCACCCAACUUUAUUCAAUGUUUCAUUUA
Molecule: messenger RNA, 986 nt
Organism: Solanum stenotomum
Lineage: Eukaryota; Viridiplantae; Streptophyta; Magnoliopsida; Solanales; Solanaceae
Exons: 6
Coding region: 69-596 (175 amino acids)
Biological process (GO): vesicle-mediated transport
Cellular component (GO): membrane
Source: RefSeq, a predicted model, not a curated record